Symbiodinium necroappetens is the source of this 993-nucleotide messenger RNA. NCBI's taxonomy places the organism in Eukaryota, Dinophyceae, Suessiales, Symbiodiniaceae. The record is from the annotation of a GenBank genome assembly.
AUGCGUGAGCUGCUGACGAACGGGGUGAUGCCGAACCAGCUCGUGCGGCAGCUGCCUGCGGCCCUGUUUGCAGGGAAGCUGCUCAAGAACAGGUUUGUUACGGUUUGCCGGCCAUACUUCAACGACGUCCUGCCACCGAAGUUUCACAUGAUUGUGGCGUUGAAUCUGGAUAUCCAGGACUUCGAGCACCACCAGAUCGUCUACUACUGCUACGAUCAGGCUUUCGGGCUCUUCUUGGUGGCGCGAGGCAUAUUUGCCGCAGUCGCGAAGCCUGGAACAGAUGGCGGGCACAUCGAGAAGUUGGAUUGGCUGCGGACCAUAGAAGAUGAGCUCAAGAGGAAGCACCGCGAGCGGCUGAAGGCUCCCACGCAGGAAUUCCUGAGACGACGCAUUGAAGAGAAGAACAUACUUUGGCAGCGGCAACUAGAAAGGCUGUGCCCAUACCAGCUGUUCGGCGAGGGCACGUAUUUUGGUGAUACGGAGGUGCUGUCCAAGUUCAGCACCCACCAGCGGCACGCGACGGUUCGCUGCGAGUCGGAGCGCGGUGGGUCCUUGCUCCAGCUCCACAAGGACAAGCUUCACCAGCUCAUGUCAGAUUUCCCUCACUGUCAGCGAGCCUGGCACCUCGAGGCUACCAGGCAUGAAGUUCGCCGCCGAGCGAAAAUACAGCUUCUCACGAAGUCUUUGGACCUGUACGAAUUGGCUACCCUGGAGAUCCAGCGGGCCGUGGUGGCCGUGUGGAAAAAGAGGAAGGGCUACCAAAAGCUCCACAAGAGGCAAGAGAAGGAGAAUGAAGUGGUCUCUGCCACCUGCGACGUGGAAGAGCUGGGAGGAGGAGCUCAGCAAAUUGCCGAGCUUGGGGCAGAGGUCCAAGAUGUGAAGAGCCAGAUGAUCACGAUGAGUCACCAGGUCAGAGAUCUGCAGGUCUCCAUGUCUCAGGUCCAGGAAUCCUUGGCCACCAUUGCCGCCUUUAUCCGAGAAAACCCGCCUUAG